Stegodyphus dumicola is the source of this 502-nucleotide messenger RNA. Its product is annotated as nephrin-like. Lineage: Eukaryota; Metazoa; Arthropoda; Arachnida; Araneae; Eresidae. The record is from RefSeq and is a predicted model, not a curated record.
GGUCAUUCUGUAUUCACUAUAGAAGACACAUAUAAAAUAGAUAAAGUUCGUUCUAGAAACUUAGCCAAAGAAGAAAAGGAUCAGGAUAAUAAAUCAUUAGACAGUGGCUUAAAAGAAGCUUUCAUUGAAGAAAUACAACAUACUCUGGAUAAAACAAAAGGUGAUUGUCCGGACAUUCUACGAAAUGAAAAAUGCCUUUGUUUGACCACUUCUAAGGAAUCUGGUGAACCAUGCACGUCGCCUCAGUCUGACAGUCCUGAAAGUCCAAGGUAUAAUUCUACACCUUCUGGAUCAACAGGAUCUUGCCUAAGUGUUUACCACGAAAAAACAUCCAUACGAUCUCUUGCAGGAGAUAUUGACGGUGCAGCAAUGAUGAAGCUUCACCCCAUAAUGGUGCUCAGAAUAGACGAAGAUGCGUACAAAUUUACCGAAACGUGAUGCCGGUACUCGCUCGUCUAUGCCAGUUCUGGCAACUGGGUAAUUAUUUGUUAUAAUUCAAACA